Messenger RNA from Homalodisca vitripennis (glassy-winged sharpshooter), 729 nucleotides. RefSeq lists its product as uncharacterized. The transcript has a single exon. The record is from RefSeq and is a predicted model, not a curated record. NCBI's taxonomy places the organism in Eukaryota, Metazoa, Arthropoda, Insecta, Hemiptera, Cicadellidae. The coding region runs from base 1 to 729 and encodes 242 amino acids.
AUGAAGCUAAACUCGUCCAAAUGCUCUGUAAUGACCUUCAGUCGAUUGCAUCAACCUAGUAUUUUUCAGUAUUCACUGGAUGGUCAACCUCUGGAUAGAGUAUUCAAAAUUAAGGACUUGGGUGUUACCUUCUCUGCUGAUCUUUCCUUCAAUGACCAUGUCGAUGAGCUGUGCAGAAGAGCGUAUAGGAUGUUGGGAUUCAUCAACAGGUCUACUCGUGGAAUGACAAGCUCUGCAGUCUUAAGGACUCUCUACUCAUCCUUCGUUCGCCAGUUAUUGGAAUAUGCGAGUCCUGUUUGGUCUCCCUACCAGCUGGGUCUUGUUGACAAACUGGAAGCGGUCCAAAGGAGAUUCCUGAGACUGGUGGGACUGCGGCGAGGACUGCUGUUUAGAGACAUUCCUGUUGCUGAGCUGCAGGCCGAGCUUCUUCUCCCAGAUCUUCGGACCAGGCGCUGUGUGGCGGAUGUCUUGUUGCUGAUUCGGCUGAUAAGGGGGGAGCUGGACUGCCCGUCGCUGCUUUCGCGAGUGGAUUUUCGUAUACCAUCGGGGACUCGUUCGAGGGAGUUGUUUGGGAGGCGCCAAUAUUCAAGAAACUAUGACUUCCAUGGUCCACUUGCAAGGAUGAUGAGGAUUGGCAACCGUCACUGCGGUGGGUUGGAUCUCUUCCACGACGGGGUUUCGACCAUAAGGAGAGGAGUAUUGACAGCCGCACAGCAGGACUCUACAUGA